This is a messenger RNA of Peronospora belbahrii, 1899 nucleotides long. Lineage: Eukaryota; Oomycota; Peronosporomycetes; Peronosporales; Peronosporaceae. The record is from the annotation of a GenBank genome assembly.
AUGGUGAUGUCGGCUCGAAAAGUGGUCAUGUACAAUGCGUGGGCAAAUAAAGCAGAUGAAGCGGAGACAAUUACUUGUGGUCAUGGUACCCACGUCGCAGGCCUUUUGGCUGGUAGUUCAUUUAGCGGUAAAAAUGCUGAUUUGGGGAUCGCGAACAAGGCACGUAUAGCAUUUAUGGACAUUGGGAUGCAAAGUGAGACGUGUGCGGGUGAGUUAAACUGCGCUGUAUCGUUGGCCACACCUGCCGAUGCCAGUGAUCUGCUGGUAAGUCAAAUUGAUGCAGGCGCUAAGAUUUUCUCGUUUUCAUGGGGCAAUAGUGGCGAGUCGUCCAUCACUGGUCAGCGCACCAUAUCGUCACCAUCUGGCGCUAAAAAUGUAAUAUCAGUCGGGGCAUCACUCAACUCAGCGGCAUCUUUCAUGGACUACGCAUGCCCCGAUAUUAUGAACGAGCACACGGUAGCAUCAUUUUCAUCUGCCGGGCCUACAACAGACGGGAGAAUGAAACCUGAUGUCGUAGCACCUGGGAUGAGUCUUAUAUCAAGUCAAUCGGAGGCCCCAGGAACAAUGAGAGAAAGCUCGGCAACGUGUUCACUCCAGGGCACGUCACAGGCGACACCAGUGGUAACUGGUGUUGCUGUGCUUCUGUAUGAGUGGCUUUGCGAUGGGUGGUGGAAGGACGGACGCAAAAAUGCUGCAUAUGCUCUGAGUACGAUUCCUGCUUCUUUGCUUAAGGCGUUACUUAUUCACAGUGGAGAUUCUUUGCAUAAGCGGAUGGGUGCGUUACCCACAAGCGGUUUUGUGUCAUGUACAAGCUUGAGCGUCAACAAUAGUGGCAAUGGCAGCCGCAAUGGACCACCGUCAUUGUAUUUCUUGCCAAACUCGACAGAAAAUAGCGAGCCAGCAGUCGCACACGGAGGUGAAAUAGUGAUUUCGUUUACGGUAGCUCGCGGUGUGGAUUUGCGAGCGACUCUCGUGUGGACUGAUCCGCCAGGGUCAGUUCAGGCGACGUCGCAAUUGCAGCACGAUCUGGACUUGGUUGUUCGCGUGCGCAAUGGCACUGAAAUGUUUGGUCCACUGACAGCUGACCCAAACACUGGAAGGGAUUCGCUGAAUAACGUUGAGAUGGUGCAGGUUUCUUACGCCGAUCUUCUCGCUGCUGCCACUGACAGCAACACAAGUAGCAGUGGCAGUGAAAAUGGAACAAAUAGCUUAGCACUUGGAAACAAUGGAGAGAUAGUGGUUGAAGCUGUUGUUUACGGCCGAAGUGUGCUGCUGGCGGACUAUCAGAAGUUUGCGUUCGUAGCGUCUUCCAGCGUCAUUGGAUCCACGUCGGGAAUAGCGGCUACAAAUGAUAGCAAGUCUUUCUGGUCUACUUGGGCGCUCGCUAUUAUCGUGGGCUGUGUGAUUGUGCUGCUAAUAGUUAUUGCUUGGGCCACGCGCUGGUUAUGUGGUCGGAACAAACGAGGAGCCAGCUCAAGGCAGCGACUGUCAGGAGGAAGCCGAUGCCCAUACUGUCCGUAUACAACUUGCGAUGCUGUAGCGUUGGUUGCUCAUGUGCAAAGUGAUCACGUUGUUAAUGCGCCUGACCGGAUUGCAGUGUUAGGUGGACGAAGGAUGUUUGGCUUGGAACCGGCAAUGGCAGUGGUGACAUUGACAUCCCUGCAUGCUGCAGAUAUACCGGUUUUUUUGCCGUCGUUCUGUGCGCGUGUUGAUGAUCCAAGAAAAAUAAUCUGUGUCCCUGCUGUUUGGUUGAGGGAAUCAGGAUUUCAACGCAGAUGCGAACGAGCUAAUGGUUGGCCAAGAAAGUCUAUUAGGUUCAUCCUGAGCAUUGUUCCCCUCAAUCUUGAUUUUGGCGGCGAUGGAGUCAUCGCGCAAUGUGCUUUCAAAAAUCUCCGGUGA